CUCAGAGAUAAGAAAACGCGAGAGAGAGGGAGGGAGAGCUGCUUGCAUUCCUGGAGUGAUACUAAACAGCCAGACUUCGUAGUUUGUUUUUUACUUAUUUCAAACCGAGGAGUCGCAUCAUCUGGUAUGGUGCACACGCUUUAAGACUUCUGGAAAAGAAAAAAAUGGGAGAACAUUUUCUUCAGGACGUUUUGAGCUUUUACGGUGUUAACAGUUCGCUCUCGACGACAGACUUUGAGAACUUUUUAAACCUCAUCACCUCCCGCCGAGCCCCAGCAUCCAUAGACAGUGAGGCGAAUCCACUUAGGAAUGCAGAGUGUUUAUCUGCCCCAGAUCUCCUGGAUGCCUUUGGGCUGUCUAAUGUGUCUGAGCUGACUGUAGAUCAGCUAGAGCUCAUAUGUCCAGCUGUUAUUACUCAGGUUCUUCUCCCUUCCUGUCCUUACAUGACCCCCUCGACCAUAACCACUGACCCUCAAGUAUGGGGCUAUAGUUUCUUGGCUGUGACGAUAAUUAACUUGGCUUCUCUAUUGGGGUUACUCUUAGUUCCCUUCACUAAGAAAUCCUACUUCCCAAAAGUGCUAACCUACUUCAUUGGGAUGGCCAUAGGAACAUUAUUCUCCAAUGCUAUACUGCAACUUAUCCCUGAGGCUCUAGGAUUUGACCCGAAAGUUGAUAACUACGUGUUGCAUGCGAUUGAGAUUUUUGGAGGGUUCUAUCUCCUGUACUUUACAGAAAGAGUCUUAAAAAUAGCACUGAAAGCAGAUCCUGAGCAUUGCAACAAUCACUUCCCUUCACUGCAAACAAAUGAUGUAAUCAUCACUAGCUUCAGCAAUGACAUUAUCAUAAACAACAUGACAAGUGACGUCAUCACAAAUAAUGCCAACCACGAGGUCCUACCAAACAACAAUGAGAAAACAAGCCAACGCACCAUGAACCCAGACAACGAACAGGAGCCAUGCAUGUUUGUUGGAUGUCGCUGGCUGCGAGGGGAACCAGUGUCAAAUAUAAAAACAGUGGCUUGGAUGAUCACUCUGAGUGACGGAUUGCAUAAUUUUAUAGAUGGACUGGCCAUUGGAGCCUCUUUCACUGUGUCUCUUCUCUCUGGCUUCAGUACGUCUAUAGCUAUUGUCUGUGAGGAGUUUCCCCAUGAGCUUGGUGACUUUGUGAUUCUCUUGAACUCUGGUAUGAGUGUCCUUCAGGCGGUGUUUUUUAACCUGCUCUCUGCUAUGUGCUGUUAUCUCGGCUUGGUGCUGGGAAUCUUGCUGGGCAGCAACUUUGCUCCAAAUGCCAUCUUUGCCAUUGCUGGCGGAAUGUUUCUUUACAUCUCUCUGGCUGACAUGUUUCCAGAGAUGAAUGAAAUAAUGAGCGCACAUGCCAGAGGCCGUAAAGGAAAGAUCUUAUUCUUUCUGUUCCAAAAUGGUGGCCUGCUAACUGGCUUUUCUAUUAUCCUUCUCAUCACUAUGUUUGCUGAAGACAUCAAUCUGGGAUAAAUUGAGUUUGAAAAAAUGAGAAUAAAAGGAUUAAAGUGAACAACAACUAUGAGUUCAGGUCACACAAACGGGGACCAAAGGGUUGAUACCACAAGCGGAAAUGAGAAGAUGUUUCAUUUUAAAAACUAUUGAUGUGAAUGCUUUUCCUAUUGUUUAAUACAAUAUUGCAUCUCAAGUAACCCUGCAGGUUAAACUAGGUAAAACAGGGGAAUUCUGUACUGGGUCAUUGCCAUGCUCCUAUGUAAUACUUGUUUAUUGUUUGUUGCUGAAACUCUGAAAGGUUUCCUUCACCAUCGCUAGGUUUACAGACUUGACUUAAAUAUAUAGGAAAAUAAAUAUAAACUACUAUAUUAUUUAGUUAUUUCCUGUGAUUUGUGACCAGGCCAAAGAGACAGACCACUUAUGUGAAUGGGGUAAUUGCAUAAAGCAACUUGUUGGUUUAGUAAAGGUGUUGAAAAAAAGGUGUCAAAAAAAACCUUUAUUACACAUAGAUUAUACAGUUCUGUGGAAAAGUGUUUGUCCCUCCAUUCCUGAUUACCUCAAUUUUUGCUUUUUUCCUCCAUACUGGAAGAAGACAUGAAAAACACAAAACAUUAAUCCCUGAUCAUUUCAUUGAUUUAGAAGAUAUGUAACACUAUGUACUAUGUACUAUAUUAAACCUAUGUAAAGCAAAAUGUCCUCUUCCUGAAUGUAAUAGCCCUUGACAGCAUCACCUGUAACCAAACACUUUCAAUAACUGGAAAUCGGUCACUGAUAUCAUUUGUGGAGGAACUUUUGUGAGCUCUUCUUUGCAGAAUGGCUUUAAUUUGGUUGUAUUGUUGGUUUUGUAUUAUGAACUAUCUGUUUAAGGUCAGAUUGUAAUGAAUAUAAAUCAGAAUUUGUCUGGGGAUUGUUGCCAAGAUUGCAGCAUUACUGGACUUAACUACUGUAGAUGCACUGAUUUUUUUUUAUUACAUAUAUAUAUAUAUAUAUAUAUAU
This is a messenger RNA of Tachysurus vachellii, 2468 nucleotides long. It is a transcript of the gene slc39a8, whose product is annotated as solute carrier family 39 member 8. The record is from RefSeq and is a predicted model, not a curated record. Bases 165 to 1490 code for a protein of 441 amino acids. Gene Ontology annotation, biological process: zinc ion import across plasma membrane; intracellular zinc ion homeostasis. Gene Ontology annotation, cellular component: membrane. Lineage: Eukaryota; Metazoa; Chordata; Actinopteri; Siluriformes; Bagridae. The transcript is spliced from 8 exons. Gene Ontology annotation, molecular function: zinc ion transmembrane transporter activity.